This is a messenger RNA of Mizuhopecten yessoensis (Yesso scallop), 6542 nucleotides long. Its product is annotated as transmembrane protein 131-like. The record is from RefSeq and is a predicted model, not a curated record. Gene Ontology annotation, cellular component: membrane. The coding region runs from base 187 to 5970 and encodes 1927 amino acids. The transcript has 38 exons. Lineage: Eukaryota; Metazoa; Mollusca; Bivalvia; Pectinida; Pectinidae.
UUCGCACAAAAUAUUUAAUUACAUAGCAAACACUUAUUUCUAUCACCUACUGAUUAUAACUGUGUCAGACGCUCUUGCUAUUUAUAACCUUAAUUUUAAAGAUAUGCAGCAAUCUUCAAAAUCUGAUGUUUAUAUUUUUCACCUGUCAGGAAAAUGAAAAAUUUCUUGUGAUUCAGUGGAAACAGCAUGGCGCGGGUAGCUUGUCACAGAGAAAAGAUGUCAGUAGAAUGGUUUCAUUUUAUAUUAUUAUUUCACAGUAUUCAGAAUUAUUUCCCACAUACGACAGCAGUAGAAAGUCACAAUCAAGCAUUUAUACAGACAGACAACCAUCUAACAUACAUAGGUGGAACAAGAGACCUGAAUGGCAUACCUUUAAAUGUAAAACCAGGUCAUUUACAUGAACAUGAUAGUCCAGAGGAUAUCUUAUUUAAAAGUUCAUCUAUAAGAUUAGAUCCACCAUGGCUGGAUUUUCAAGAACAAUCAGUAGGAAUGCCACAGAUGGAACAGGUCGUUAUUCAAAAUACAGACCCAAAACAUUCUUUGCAUCUCCUGUCAAUAUCUGGCAGCACGGUGCAUUUUCAUUGUUCAUUUUUUCAAGAUAAAACAGUUCCGCCGGGAGGCAAUACCACAUUUGAUGUUGUAUUUUUAGCCAGACAGGAAGGAAAUGCAGAAAAUACAUUAUACAUACACACCUCGCAGGGGCCAGUAACAUACCAUGUAUUUGGCGUCGGCAUCCCCAACCCGUACAGGUUACGACCUUAUUUAGGAGCAAAAGUUCCACUCAACAGUAGUUUUUCACCUGUGAUACAAAUGCAUAAUCCUCAUUCAUCAAUGUUACAGGUUUUAGAAAUGUUUUCCAGUGAAGGUGACUUACAUCUCGAGUUACCUACAGGGGAGUUAGAAGCACCAAAGAAUUUAUGGGAGAUCCCUCCGUAUGAGACCAAAGCAGUUAUGAAGGCCAACUUCAUAGGGAGGGUUGAGAACAACCAUACAGCCUUCAUCCGAAUAAAAACCAACCAGGAACAAAACAGUCGACUCCUCAUACUUCCCGUGGAGGUGGAGGUGUCGUCAGUUCCUGGUAUCUAUUCUCCCUUAGAAUUGAUAGACUUUGGUAUUCUCCGAACACUGGACGAGCCGACCACUAUACAACUUAGCCUUGUCAACACCGGCCCAAAACCUUUACACGUUACAGGUAUCACAGUAUCUCCUCCAAACAACGCUAUUUCUAUAGAAUUUCGGCCCAUCCGACUACAGCCAGAUAUAAUCAGACACACGCCAGUGGCACAGAUAACAUUUAAAGCUGCAAGAGCUCUACAUCCAAAACAGUGGUCAGGAAAAAUUAUAGUGAAAACUAAAAACUCUCAGGUGAAAACUGUAUUACCAUACCAAGCUACUGUGCUUCAUGGGUCAUUAGUUUACAACUCCAAUAGCUCGCAGUUCUUCAGUCCCAAGAACCUGAUGAACAUCACACGAGUCAUGAUGUUCACCAAUACAUUCAACUUUUCCAUAGUCAUUUAUAACGUCACGCUUCCUAGUGACAUAGCACACUUCUUUUCUAUCCUCAACUUUACAGAGCCUGUGACAUUACAGCCACAGCAUACACUUGUACCAUUCCUGCUGCAGUUCCAUCCCAACGAGACGCAGCUCCACUUCAACUCUCACCUCACAUUACAUACAAAUGCCUCCACAUUCACCGUUCCCAUAGUGGUCUACAACGGGGAGCUAAAGGUCAUACCCCAUCGACCAGAGAGGUUCAAAGGUCAACUAGACUUCGGCACGAUGGGCAUACAGGAGACAAGGAGUAUGGUUUUUACCCUCAGGAAUGAUAACCCUGUAGACGUUCACAUAGGGGAGAUAACCCCGGACCUGAAUGGUACAGUGGUGCAGUUUCUAGGGAUGGAGAAGGGGAAUGGUACAACCUUGACCAGAAUUCAUAACACAACAGACGUGGAUUACAACUUUCUUAAAAUAAAACCAUACCAUUUUGCAGUAUUCAGCUUAAAUUUAACAGCCCCUGAUUAUGAAGGAGACUUUUCUACUGAAAUGCUUAUAACAACACAGUUCCAGGAUAUCUGGAUCCCUGUAUCUGUGAGAACAGCAGCUGGGAGCCUGCAUUUUAUACCAGAGUCCCUUGUUUUUGACAAGGCAUACCCUGGGAAUAUUCCAUACCGGGUAAUGCAGAUUUACAGUACAUUCCGUGAGUACAUGACGGUCACAGGCGUGUCGUUCCAGCCGUCGGAUCCUAGGUUCUAUUACAAACCCACCAACACUGACAGGAUCGUGUUGGAACCUUUACAUAAUACAGUAGUUGGCAGAGUUUAUUUUGAUGCAAAAAAGGAAUGUGGGGACGACUGCUAUGUGGGCUUGCCGCUAAACACUCCUCCUGGACAUCAGUGGUUGCUUGGACUUACUCUAGAAAAAGAAGUUGCAGAUACAGAUCAAUAUUUUUUCACAAGAUUACAGCAAAAAUGGCAUAAGAUACAGCAGGCAGGACUCCAUACAGCCAACGUUACUAUAGAGUUGGACACGAGCGAAGUCAGAGGUUUUUUAUACUCGGCCCAGGCUCACAUGGAAUGGCCAUCGCUCGUUAAGAUGUGCAAGAUCCGAUUUCCUCUUACACAGAUCGGAAAUUCUUCCACGGCAGACUUUAUCGUGGAGAAUCCAGGCACGUCGCCAGUGCUAAUACAGAUGAUUCCUCUAGCUUUGUAUCCGAACGCUCAAACUUUGCUGGAUAUGAUGAAUUGGAGAAUAUCCUCAGAAAUCACUGACUACGUAGAGACAGAGGACGUAGAUAUUUUUACUCUUCCUGAUUUGGAGAGAUACCACACAAAUCCAAAGAAUGUGGUACCUAAAUUCAGAAAAAAUGUAGAGGAAAAAUUUGGGGUUAAACCUCAUCCAGAAAGUAUCACAGCUGUUUUAGGUCCCGAUGUAAAAAUCAAAGUUCGAGUUGGAUUCCACCCAAAGGAUGAUAUUUCCCGAACAUCUCUAAUACUCAUCAGGAACAACCUGACUAUCUUAGAUGCUUUAGUAAUUCAAGGACAGGGCGGUCGAGGGGAAAUGAAACUCAGCAAUAAAAAGCCUGGCUCCGGCAUCCCCCUACAGUUUGAUAUGACAGAAAAACACCUAAAAAAUUGUGAUAAAAAGAAGCACACAAAAAGCAUGGCGCCCAAUUUUACCGUUAGAAGAUCCUUUACUUUGAAGAACACAGGAGAGCUUCCGUUUUAUGUACAUGGUUACAGCAUUAAUGGAGCGUCAUGCGAAGGUUACGGUUUUAGAGUCCUCGAUUGCGAUGGCUUCCAUAUGCUCCCCAAUACCAGCCGGAAAAUAGAUAUAGCGUUCACCCCCGACUUUACGAUGUCGAGGAUACGUCGGACGCUAACAGUAUACACAAGCCUGGGGGCACCGGCUAACUACACCCUUCAGGCAACAGUCCCACCUCACACUCUAUCCAAGUGCUCCUCCGCCCUGCCUCGGCCUAAUUGGGAGCCCGUGCUCUACUACUCUAUAGUAUGUGCCAUGGGUUUCCUGCUUUGCUGUAUUUUAGUGGCAGCUUACUUCGAAGCAGAUAGAAUAUUUGUGUCUGAUAUAAUCCGUAGGAAGAUUAAAAUCAGCAAUUCCACUCAGACCUUUGAUAAGAGUAAAGUAUUUGAUCUCAAGCAAGUAGCAGGUAUCAAUAGCUGCGCCCCGGUAAAACUUUCCCAGCUGUCCGAUGGGCGCAGCUCGCCUAGUACGAAGCCCAUGCUAGAAUUAGCCAAUGGUCACGUAGAACACAAUUCAAAAACUCCGCCGUUCUAUUCUACCCUCCUCAGUAUCGCAAAGAACUUUUUCUCCCCUAAACCCUCGCGGGCUCCCGCUCGACCGAAAGUGGAGCCGCAAGACUGUGCUGAAUCUACACAGUCUUUAUGUAAUAGUUAUAAACCUGGCCAGGAGAAGGAGAAAUCUUCUCUGAAACCAGAAUCCAUUAUAUCUGAGAAAUCCAUACCCGCACAGAAGACGAAAAAAUCAAAGGCAGCUAGACGUCAACACGACCUCCACCUAAACACAGAGAAUCAUUGUCUCCCGUCACGCGGGGGAAACAAAGAGGCACCAAACCAGGACAACAACAAGAAAUUACCCGAGUCUGUCCGUAUGUCCCUACUGGACAAACAGGACAGAUAUGGCAAGUCACGCUCAAGCUCAACGACAGAUACACUAGACGAGAUCACCUUACCGGACGAUUUGGUCAGCAUUUCUCAGCCGACCAUAGACGGUAAGAAUAAAGGCAAGAAAAGAAUGAAACGUUCAGAACGAGAUGCGAUCCCCGUCAACAGAUACGUGAGGAACAUCUCCGAUGACAAAGACGAGACAUCCUCGACUACGACAGAGUCGUCAGUGGGAGAUGGUGACGAGAAGAGCUCAAGUGCUAGAGAUUCCACUCCGGAGCCCCCACCAUCCAAACCACGUAAGACUAAGUCUAAAGCCCGGACUGUAAAAAUGAUCGGUCACUAUGACGAUACCUAUGAUGACGACGAAUUUGAAUUGACGUCCAAAUCCAAGGCCCACAAAAGGAUCAAGGUCAGCUCUAAGGACGCCUAUGGUGGCAAUAUUCUCAUGCCAGAUACCUACGACCUACCAUACAACUUGGAAAACAAAGCAGACAAGCUUAAAAAUGGAAGCAGCUCCUCCGAUAGCAACAGAAAACCUGGAAAGUCCAAAGCCCAAGCUAAAGGGUUGCUCCUUUCGUCCUGGCCGGGACUGGACUCAAGCGAGGAAAGUGACAGCACGCCUAACUGGGACACACCUAGUCCGGGCCCAAGACCUGAAGACCUGAGUGAGCUCUCCAUCCAGACUGAAAAUUUCGCCCAGAAACAGAAAACACCAACAACAAAUGGCUUCAGCUUCUCUCCGGACGGUUUGACAAGCAGCAGUCGCUCCAGUAGCUAUAGCAGUAUCGUCAGCAACAACAGCUCCGAGGGUAACGGACAGACCAAACCAAAGGCCAAUGAAAAGCGCUUCCCCCCAGGCUUUGUGCCCUUCUGUGGUGACAUUGUACUGCCAGCAGCUAUUGGUACAAAGGCGAAAUCUGCCCCUGUUGGAGCUGGCAAGUCCCGUAGUAACGUUUGGAAAAACAGCCCACCAUCUACACCAGAUGCUGUCAACAACAGUUUUGGUCUACAGACAAUCCAGGAGAACCGCCUGACCUCGGGUUUACCAGAAUCCGGAUCUGACCCGUUCGCUCAACAGGACACUCCAUUUGGAAACACAGUAUUCCCGGACACGCCCCUGUACAACUAUAGUCCCACUGGUACCACAAGCGGAGGCAUCAGCCCCACAACGCCUACCACGCCUACGUCUAUUGCCAGCAGCACCACCGCACCUGGAUUCGACCAGCCCCAGACCAUGAUGCAGAAGCUGAUGGCCGACAGACGUCGCCGCGUCAAGGAGCACCAGAUCAGAUUCAUGAAGGGACAAGAAUGGCCCGGCUUUGACUACCCCGCCGUAAGGAGUGAGAGCCUGUGGGACUCGGAAUACCAAUCAAUGGACAACAGAAACCAAUGGUCUACUACCACCGAUUCUCCACCAACCUCCUCUAGUGGAGGUCUGUGGAGCACUCUGACAAACAGUGCUAACUCUGGCUGGAACUCCCUGAUGUCCUUCACCUCCGGCUGGGGCGGCAACACGCCCGUCUCCACCUCCACCGAUACCAUGACAACCGAGAGCUUCAGUGGCAACGAUGCGAACCACUCUCCAACUCCUAACGGUUCACCCGAAAAUGUGGGAACAUUCAACCCAUUCAACUCCAUGGCUGACAUUUGGGGACCAAACGCUCCAAAUACCAGCAGUGGUUGGAACUAUCCGCCACCCACAGGAGACAACAUGAACUUCCCCCCACCCAACAUGGAGGUGCGGAGCAUGCCCCUACCCGCCGGGGAAGCCAGGAGUUACUCUGCACCAGCAGGGGACUCCAGUGACCGCCACCAGAUGCAGUAGACACUAAGAGCACCAGCAGCCUUCCGUAGUUACCUCCCCUUAACUAAUUCACCCCAGAAAUUUCAUAAUGAACUAUUCCAACCGUUGUACUGGAAGAGUUCAAAUGUGUCUUCAGGGGUGAAUGAGUUAAACCAAGUAUUGUCCAUGUCGUUUUUACGUGCUGAUGUAGUACAUCUUUUUUAAAUUUUUAAUUGAUGUCCAGAUUAUUAUUUUGUUUUUUAAUUUGUUGAUGUUGUAAGCGAUAGCGCAACCAUUAGGAUGUGUAAUAUUUUAAGUUUGCAGUCUAAUUGAUUGUAAAUUUGCGGUCGAGCUUGAUAUGAAACCAGUUAAAAUGCCAUAGAAUAUGAUGCAGAAUAGAUGAUCAGCCCUGUUGUAAAAGAAUAGAAUUCAAUAGAACUGUUCAAAUAAAUCGAGAUCAAUAUUAGCUUUUGAGGAAAAAAUUCAUAUACUGAUAACUAAACAUGACUAUAUCAGUGAUGAAUAUUCAUCCCCUCAUUAUAUUCCGUCUUUGCGUAUCGCAGAGUUAUCUUCUCUUGUGAGCAGGUUUUGAUUGUUACGUCAUUUGUUUGUGA